Messenger RNA from Notodromas monacha, 1126 nucleotides. The record is from the annotation of a GenBank genome assembly. NCBI's taxonomy places the organism in Eukaryota, Metazoa, Arthropoda, Ostracoda, Podocopida, Cyprididae.
UUCUGGUAUCUUUAUCAGAUCAACAGGACAUCGAGUUCAGGUUUUUUCGGCUAACGGUUGCUGUGAUACGGUACCUUAGUGUUUCAUAAUGCGCGACCCGGGUUUGUUCCUGAAGGAGUUCGGAAUAGCAGCUGCUAUUGGGGCAACACUAUUGAUCGGCAUCUCGUGGUGGUUUCUAGGAAGGAAGACGAAACGUACCUUCCCUUUGCCUUCGAAGUGGCGCCCCGUUGGAACUGUAUCAAGCCUUAGAGUUUAUCCCGUCAAAUCCUGCAAAGGAGUAGAAGCACAAAAACUCCUAGUCGGUCCUGCAGCUCUAAGCAAAGAUCUGAAUGUUGACAGGCAGUUUAUGAUCGUCGAUGAAGCUGGUCAACUUGUCUCAGCCAGAACUCAUCCGAAGUCCGUUUUGAUAAAUGCUGAAAUAAUCGAAGAGGGACUCCUGCGUCUUACUGCACCAGAUAUGCCACCGUUAGAGCUGAAUUUCCCAUCGAAUGCUUCCAAUACGCCUGAAUGUCGAGGAAUUGAGAUGGACUGCGUAAUCCACGGUCGCCCUGUGAAGGCGAUGGACAUGGGCAACGCAGUAUCUCAAUGGCUCACAGAAUUUCUUGUUUUUCGCACUGAUCGACCUGCCGAGUUGCGCUUGGAAGUUAGAUUGGUUUUUCACCAUUUGCCUGCCGGACAGCGUCGAAAUUUGGCGAGAGCACUUUUGCAUCUUCCAUUUGCUUCAGAAGAUGAUAAGUCAAUGUUCCACGAUGAAAUCGGUGCGGCACAUAUCAUCAGUGACGCAUCUUUGGAAGAUUUGAACGAUCAUUUGAAGGGCACCGGGACUUCAGUUUCAGCUUUGAACUUUCGACCUAAUAUCACCAUCUCAGGAGGCCUUCCAUAUGCCGAAGAUGACUGGCUAUUUGUGAAAAUUGGAGAAGCCGUAUUGAGGACCGUUCGUCCAUGUACAAGGUGCAUUAUGACAACAGUUGAUCCACAGAAAGGCGAGAAAAACGAAAAUAAGGAGCCAUUGGCGAGUUUGCGAAAGUAUCGCACUGUGGAAGACGAAACCAUGAACAAGUUUUUUAACUACGCUCCGAAAUUAGUUUUCCUGGGUUGUCCAGAACCGUCUUCUGUGAAUGAUUAA